AAGGCGGAAUAGUGGUGAGGCGGAGUACUUCGCUCGUUCAGCCGGCUGACGGGGCGGCUUCUGGCCUCCUAGGCCCAGCCGCCUCCGAUCUGCGGGCCAUGGCGUCAGAGGGGCCUCGGCAGCCAUCGGGCGAGGGCAUCAAGUUGUCAGCAGAUGUCAAACCGUUUAUCCCCAAAUUUGCUGGGCUCAGGGUGGCAUGGUUAGAGUCGUCAGAAGCACACGUGUUCCCUAGCUGUGCAGCCACGUACUAUCCUUGUGUUCAGAAACUACCAUUGCCUGAGCAGAAACUCUAUCCUGAAGAUAUGGCCUUUGGAGCUUCAACGUUUCCACAUCACUAUUUAUCAUCUGAGGUGGCUCUUCAUCCAUACACCUAUUCUCCUUACAACCCGGAGUCUACACAGAAUGUUAGCCCAGUGCCUAGCUCCCAGUAUGAUUACAAUCAACCCGGUCAUUACCAAGGCUUUCAGAGGGUGAAGCCGCGGUAUGAGCACAUGACCACUCUCCCACAAGACACAAAAGCCCUGUUUAAGAAAAAAAUGUGUGACGAACAAAAGUUUGACAAUAAGAAGGCUGAUGGAACUAUAUUAUCUGAUACAAAAUCAGUAAAAGGCUCACAUCAUAUGUCCAUUUGUGCUGACACUAAUUUGAAAUCAGAUGGUUAUUUUAAACGAACAGACAGGAAAUCCAGAAUCAUUGAAAAAUGUGGACCAUCCUCCAAACCUGAGUUUGAAUUUACCAGGUUGGAUUUUCCUAAACUGCAGGGUGCAGAGAACAAUGAGAUAUUAGAGACACCAAAACAGCCCAAGUGGGGACCUUCACACUCUGCCUCUACGGACACUUCUCUUGUGAGAGAAGUGGUGAAACCCGCUCCAGUGUUGAGUACAGAGGGUGAAAUGGUGGUGAAAAAUAAUAAUUUGACUGACUCUGUAACUGAUAAUGCUGAUACCAAUCCCUCUUCGUGUACAAGAGAGUUAUCCUGGACGCCAAUGGGUUAUGUUGUCCGUCAGACGUUAUCAACAGAACCGUCACCAGCCCCUAGAAAUGUUACUUCUGUGAUAAACCUAAAGACAGUUGUUUCAUCAGCAGAUCCUAAAAAUGGUAGCAUUUCAUCUUCACAAGUUUUAUCUUUGGAUUCUUCCUACAACAGAGAGAAAUACACUGGCCAUUCAACUAAGAAGUCCAAAGCAACACAAGGUGGUGAUCCUGAGCAAAAUGAAGCCUCAAGAAAGAAUAAGAAAAAGAAAGAAAAGUCUAAAUCAAAAUAUGAAGUCCUGACAGUUCAAGAGCCACCAAGGAUUGAAGAUGCUGAGGAGUUUCCCAAUCUGGCAGUUGCAUCUGAAAGAAGAGACAGAGUAGAGGCACCGAAAUUUCAAUCUAAACAGCAGCCACAGAAUAAUUUUAAAAGUGGUGGAAAGAAGAGCCAAAUUCCAGUGCAGUUGGACUUGGGGGGGAUGCUGACAGCACUGGAAAAGAAGCAGCACUCCCAGAGUCCAAAGCAGGCCUCCAAAGCAGUGGUGUUUUCAGUGGGGGCAGUUCCCGUUCUCUCUAAAGAGGCCACAUCAGGGAAGAAGGGCCAUCGCUUUAGCCAGAUGAAUACCCCACACAACCCCUUGGACUCCAGUGCUCCUCUGAUGAAGAAGGGGAAGCAGAGGGAGGUCCCCAAGGCCAAGAAGCCUACCUCAUUGAAGAAGAUUAUUUUGAAAGAACGGGAGGAGAGAAAGCAGCAGCGUCUCCAAGAAAAUGCUGUGAGCCCAGCAGUUGACGAUAUGCAAGAUGUAGAGAAUGGCGGUGAUGACCUGGCUCUCGAACAGGGUCCAGGGAAAACAGAAGUGUCAUUGUGCUCCACUCCUGCGGUAGAGAGCAGCUCAGAAGAGCCACUGGAAACUGAGAUCGAUAAGGAGGCAGCAACCUGCUACUUGGUCCCUGAAGGUGCCAGCUGCCCCAAGAUCCACAGCCGAAGAUUCAGGGAUUAUUGCAGCCAGGUGCUCAGUAAAGAGGUGGAUGCCUGUGUUACGGAUCUGCUCAAAGAGCUGGUCCGUUUCCAAGACCGUAUGUACCAGAAAGAUCCCGUCAAAGCCAAGACCAAACGCCGGCUUGUGCUGGGGCUGAGGGAGGUGCUCAAACAUCUGAAGCUCAGAAAGCUGAAGUGCGUCAUCAUCUCUCCCAACUGUGAGAAAAUACAGUCGAAAGGUGGGUUGGAUGACACCCUGCACACCAUUAUCAAUUAUGCCUGUGAACAGAACAUUCCCUUCGUGUUUGCCCUCAACCGCAAAGCUCUGGGGCGCAGUUUGAACAAAGCUGUUCCUGUCAGCAUUGUGGGGAUCUUCAGUUAUGAUGGGGCCCAGGAGAGCCCUGUCUUCUGUGGUCAGGGGACAUUACCUGUGCACUCACUUCUGUCCAAGGACCAGUUCCACAAGAUGGUUGAGCUGACGAUGGCUGCGCGGGAGGCAUAUAAGACCAUGCUGGAAAAUGUGCACAGGGAGCUGGCAGAAGAGCCUGGGUCGCAGGCCCCAGCCAGCCUACCUGCGCAGGACACCAGCUGCUCAGCAGAAGACAGUCCCCUGGCUUCUCCCAAGACAGAAGAACCAUACUACAUUGAAGUCUGGAGAAAACAUCUGGAAGCAUACAGUCAGUGUGCCCUGGAGCUAGAAGAAUCACUGGAGUCUUCAACCUCUCAGAUGAUGAACCUGAAUUUAUAAGAAGAGUUUUUUGGUGUUUGUGUAUUUGGGACGGAGUGAAGUUUUCUGCAAGUGGGGAACUUGGAAAUACUAAGUAAUGUUGAUAAAGAAGAGGAAGCUGUUACCAUAGAGAUGAAUGAGCCAGUUCAGCUAAUGUUGCACUGAGGUAUCUGACCUUCUGUACAAAAGCUACUCUACUCUCUCCCACAGUAACGCUCAGUAUCUCUGCAGAUAUAACCGUUGUUGUAGAGUAUAAAAUUGUUCAUAUGGGGCAUUUUAAGUACCAUCUACCUCCAAAGAUCAAGGAUGAAAAAACUUAGGCAUUUUUAAAAUCCAAGAAAAUAAAAUUAAGCUCCUUGAGAACUGCUUCUGAGAUUCCAAUAUGUCCUGACAAGUCUCUUCUGUUACCAAAUUUAUACUCUGAGUAACUGUAGAUGCUUUCUGUCAGUAACCUCUUUUUUCACCCCAUUCCCUACAAUUUAAAGGAUAGAGUCUCAAGUCAAAUUUGGUCCUAUUAACCUAGAACCACUUCUACCUUAACUAGAAGUACCCUUUAGGAUUUUUAAACAAAGGGUAUUGACUGUCAAUGCAGUUUUAAGAAUUAUGUUUUCAACUUUAAAAUUAUUUGAAUUUCAAACAUCACGGACAGUCCCUUUAUUUGAACCAUGACUGUUGCAAGUAGCCUAGAGAAUUCACAGCAAAUGCUACCUUUUUGUGUAAAUGUAUUUUAUUUUUUCAGUCUAGAGCAGCCAGAUAUAAAUACAGCAGAUGUAGCCAUAAAAAGUACUCCAGAUACAGUAGGUAACUAGAUAUUUUGGGGGAUUCAUUUGCCAAACUUAUUUUUUAAUUAUUCUAACUUGAGCUAAAGAAAUGAAGAGGGGAAAAUAGAACUGGUUCUAGAUAUUUUCAUUAUUUUGUCAUUUCUGUUAGCAGAAACUAACACUUUUUCAGAAGCACAAUGUACUCAAAGUUGUGUGGACUUGAUAAAACUAGCACUGUGACAGGACAGUGUUUCUCUAGCCCAGGGAACCUUUUAUAAGAAUCAUAGAAGUUUUACUAGAUCUGUGAUAGGGCUCAAGGACUAUGUUGGUGCAAAAAAUACAUAUGUAUACAUAUAUAUUUUUUUUCUCCAGUAUAAAUAGCCUUAUUUGGGACUUACUUAAAGGAUGAAGAUGGCGUAAAUCCCAUGGAUAUGGGAUUCAACCAAGAGAGUGAAAAGGCCCAGCAACUGUAAAACAAGGUCUGUUUAAAUGUUCUCAGUAAUUGUGCUACAAGGUCACAAAUUGGUGUCCUGCAUACUGAGAACUGCUGUAUUACAGUCCUUUUUCCUGUUGUAUUUUGUGUUUGGUGGAUUAGAUGGCUGGUUUCUUUGUUGUUCCUGGACUGAGUUCUAGUUAUUGGACUGUAGAACUCACUUUAUCCAUUGGGUAACUAUUACCUUCAGUGUGCCAGGGAGGAAGGAGACUGGCAGCAAAGGGGUGGUGAAAAUAUUUCAUCUAGACGGCUGAUGGUUCCAGGACUAUGCAUUUGUUAGAAUUCAUCCAAUUAUACUUUAUUGUAUAUAAAUUAUAAAUUAUACCUUAAUAAAUCUGACACUUUAAAAAAA
This is a messenger RNA of Phyllostomus hastatus (greater spear-nosed bat), 4284 nucleotides long. RefSeq names its product SECIS binding protein 2 (gene SECISBP2). Gene Ontology annotation, cellular component: ribonucleoprotein complex. The coding region runs from base 99 to 2699 and encodes 866 amino acids. Gene Ontology annotation, biological process: selenocysteine incorporation. The transcript has 18 exons. Lineage: Eukaryota; Metazoa; Chordata; Mammalia; Chiroptera; Phyllostomidae. Gene Ontology annotation, molecular function: selenocysteine insertion sequence binding; mRNA 3'-UTR binding; ribonucleoprotein complex binding. The record is from RefSeq and is a predicted model, not a curated record.